Molecule: messenger RNA, 4884 nt
Organism: Dama dama (fallow deer)
Lineage: Eukaryota; Metazoa; Chordata; Mammalia; Artiodactyla; Cervidae
Gene: NEDD9
Product: neural precursor cell expressed, developmentally down-regulated 9
Exons: 8
Coding region: 257-2740 (827 amino acids)
Biological process (GO): cell migration; cell surface receptor protein tyrosine kinase signaling pathway
Cellular component (GO): cytoplasm; plasma membrane
Molecular function (GO): protein binding
Source: RefSeq, a predicted model, not a curated record
CCAGCCCGCCCGCCCGCCCGGAGGGAGGGCGAGGACGCCAGGGCGCCCCGAGGGCCCCCCAGCGCGGUUCCGCCCCGGGCCCAGGAAGCUGUGAGCUCCCUAAUGUCAUACACUGGCAUGAGAACACCGUGUGUUCUUUAAGUAGAGCUAUGAAAACGAAGAACCCGAUCAGCCAACUAAAACACUGGGAUCGUCCUUUUCAAGACCCAGAGCUCCAGCAUUCUUUGGCUUAAGAGACAGAGAGGCACCUGGGAAAAUGUGGGCAAGGAAUCUUAUGGCCCGAGCCUUGUACGACAAUGUCCCGGAGUGUGCCGAGGAGCUGGCUUUCCGCAAGGGAGACAUCCUGACUGUCAUCGAGCAGAACACGGGGGGACUGGAGGGAUGGUGGCUCUGCUCCUUACACGGCAGGCAGGGCAUUGUCCCUGGCAACCGGGUGAAGCUUCUGAUUGGCCCCGUGCAGGAGACCUCCUCCAAUCAGGACCUGCCCACGUCGGGACUGGGGCCGCCGCCCUUUGGCCAACAGAAGCUCUAUCAAAUACCAAACCCACAGGGCACCCCUCGAGACAGCAUCUACCAAGUGCCGCCCUCCUACCAAAAUCAGGGAAUUUACCAAGUCCCCACCGGCCAUGGGACCCAGGAACAAGAUGUGUAUCAGGUGCCACCUUCAGGGCAGAGAGGCGCUGGGGGCGCUAACGGUCCCCACCUAAGUAAAAAGGUGAUCACGCCGGUGAGGACAAGCCAUGGCUAUGUGUACGAGUACCCGACCAGAUACCAAAAGGACGUCUACGAUGUCCCUCCUUUCCAGACGGCUCACGGGGUGUACGACAUCCCGCCGUCCUCUGUGAAGGGCCCCAUGUUUUCUGUCCCAGUGGGAGAAAUAAAGCCUCAAGGAGUCUAUGACAUCCCUCCUAGCAAAGGGGGAUAUUCCACUCCACCCUCCGGCUACAGAGAUGAGGCCGGGCUCCUGGAGAAAGAGUACGACUUCCCGCCUCCGCUAAGGCAAGCGGGCAGGCCCGAGGGUGUCUAUGACAUCCCCCCGACGGGCGCCAAGACCCUGGGGAAGGACCUGCACCCUAAGUACAACGGCGACGCCCCCGGAGCUGCCGAGCUGGCCCCGCGGAGACACGGGGGCGCGUCCCUGACCCAGCCGGCCCCCCAGCCGGCCCCACCCGUGGGCUCCCAGAACAACGAUGCCUACGACAUCCCCCGGGGCGUCCAGUUUCUGGACACGCCAGCAGAGACCAGCGAGAAGGCCAGCCCGGAAGAGAGGGACGGGGUGUACGACGUACCGCUGCACCAGCCGCCGGAAGCCAAGGGCCCCGCGGACGUGGUGGACGGCAUCAACCGGCUGUCCUUCUCCAGCACGGGCAGCACGCGGAGCACCAUGUCCACGUCCUCCACCACCUCCAAGGAGUCCUCGCUGUCCACCUCCCCGGCGCAGGACAGGAGGCUCCUCCUGGACCCUGACGCAGCCCUCGAGCGCCUGCUCCGGCUGCAGCAAGCCCUGGACGGGGCCGUCUCCAGCCUGAUGGCGCUGGUCACCACGGACUGGCGGAGCUACGGCUACAUGGAGCGGCACGUCAACGGGGUCCGCGCCGCCGCGGACAGGGUGGAGCUGGCCCUCAGGGACUACCUGCACUUCGCGCAGGGCGCCGCGGCCAACGCCGCCUGCCUGCCCGAGCUCGUCCUCCACCACAAGGUGAAGCGCGAGCUCCAGCGGCUGGAGGACUCCCACCAGAUCCUGGGCCAGACCAGCCACGAGCUGAGCGAGUGCGGCUGGUCCCUGAACGUGCUGGCCGUCCACAAGCCCCACAACAAGUGGGACAGCCUGGACCGCUUCGUGAUGGUGGCCAAGACCGUGCCGGACGACGCCAAGCAGCUCACCACGACCAUCAGCACCAACGCCGAGGCCCUCUUCAGAGCCGGCCCCGGGAAGGGCGGGCCGGAGAGCAUCACGAACUCCACCGAGUACCCGCCCGCCGGCUCCCCGGGGCAGCUGCUGCCCCCCGGGGACCACAAGGCCCCCGCCCUCAACAAGCCACUGCCCCCCAGCCUGGGCAAGGAGCAGCCCCCCGACUGUAGCAGCAGCGAUGGUUCGGAAAGGAGCUGGAUGGAUGAUUAUGAUUACGUCCACCUGCAGGGGAAGGAGGAGUUCGAGAGGCAACAGAAAGAGCUCUUGGAAAAAGAAAAUAUCAUCAAACAGAAUAAGACGCAGCUGGAACAUCAUCAGCUGAGUCAGUUCCAGCUGCUGGAACAGGAAAUCACGAAGCCCGUGGAGAACGACAUCUCCAAGUGGAAGCCGUCCCAGAGCCUCCCGACCACCAGCAGCGGUGUGAGUGCGCAGGACCGGCAGCUCCUGUGCUUCUACUAUGACCAGUGCGAGACCCAUUACAUCUCCCUGCUCAACGCCAUCGACGCCCUCUUCAGCUGCCUCAGCUCGGCGCAGCCUCCCAGGAUCUUCGUAGCCCACAGCAAAUUUGUCAUCCUCAGCGCCCACAAACUGGUGUUCAUCGGAGACACGCUGACCCGGCAGGUGGCCGCCCAGGACGUUCGCAACAAAGUGAUGAACGCCAGCAACCAGCUCUGCGAGCAGCUCAAGACUAUAGUUUUGGCCACCAAGACGGCCGCGCUCCACUACCCCAGCACCCCCGCCCUGCAGGAGAUGGUCCACCAGGUGACCGACCUGUCCAGGAACGCACAGCUCUUCAAGCGCUCUCUGCUGGAGAUGGCCACGUUCUGAGCGGAGAAGCGGGAGAGGGAGCACUGCCUUGGGGUACUGAGGGAAACUGGAAAAUACUCUCUGGUUUUUGUAAAUCUUGUCUAUUUUUGUAGAUAUUUUUGUAUAAAAGUGAGAGACUUUAACAUUUGAGGGGUUAGAUGGCAUUCAGAAAUUCAGGGAACUCCAGGGGGCAGGUGGCUUUUUUUUCCCCCCUGUGUGGUUCUUAUGUACACACGUCAGCACCUGAGACACAAACUGUACAGAAUCUUGUCCACGUGUGUGUGACUACCUGUUCAUGUUCGUUUGUAGAUGUUUGUCUGAUACAUUCCAUUAAGAACCAUGAGUUAAGAAGCACCUUAGGAAGCACCUCCCAAUGCUGCAUUUUCUUUUUAGAAAAAACCUACCAGCUGGUUGUAAUAUUGCUCUACACAUACUCGUGAUUGUUCUGAGUCUGUUGCUCCCAAGUCUGAGACACAUAGCGAUGUAUUUGCAAGUGUUCACCUUCCAUAAGGAGGCGGGUUAACACCUUGUUUUCCUUUUUGAAAGCCCUUCCAAAAUUGGCCGUCUCGGGCAUGCUAUUGCAAGAUGCCUCACUUCUGGAUGGGAAAAAAACCCUCUUAGAAAGUUUCAGAAAGUAUUGAUAUAUCUUAACCCAAACUCUGACACAUUAAGUGCCAGAGGAGAGACACGUGUAUUUUGAGGCUGUAUCCCGAUUAGGGCUGGGUUGUUUCAACAUAGAGGGGAUGCUGUCCCAAUAAAAGGAGACCACGUGUUCCCCAAAGGUUUUCUUUGAUGGCCCCACCAGGUGGCAUGUGGGAUCUUAGUUUCCACACCAGGGGUGGAACCCAUGCCCCACGGAACUCCCCCAUUGGGAGUUCAGAGUCUUUAACCACUGGGCCACCCAGGAAGUCCUUCCCCAGGGCUUUUUGAUCAUCGGCACUUAUGAAUGAUUGGGCCAUGAGAUUUUUCCAAAGGAUGUUUUCAGAUUGGCAAAAAAAGCAUAUUGUUUGCAGCAGGAAUUCCUAAAGACACAUCGGACUAUGGUCAUCCACAAAAGGAAGACGGUUCCACCUGAGUUGUAAGCAGAGGCCUUUCUGACUCAUUAUACUCUUAGGUGCUGCUAUCCCUGGUACCUGAGGGAAGCUAGCCAGUUCCUCAAUCACCUAAACGCUAGAGCCGCCAGGCCAGAUCUUAUUCUUAAGAGAAGUCGUGGCUUGAUCCUCUACGCUCCCUAAAACGUGCACAUGCAGACCCGGCGCUGAGAGCAGCUGUCUGGAGCCCAUCUAGGCUUUACAGCUCUGCCUGGCCACUGACCCCAUGUACACAGCCCAUUCUGUCCCCCAGCUCAGCACAGCAUCCAUUCCACAGUCUUUCCUCCGCUACAUGCUGGGGUCGGCACAGCACGAACACAUCACGAGCCGUCGGAUUCAUCACGGGGCAGAUGAAACCCUUCCUACCCAAUGGGUAAAUGUAUUCACAUAUCACCAAGUCAAGAAGCAAGUUAUUUAUGGCUUAUCAGUCCAGUUUUUAUUUAAUGAUCCCAUUCCAGUCAAUUGGAAAAUGUUUGAUUUGCAAUAUAUGCCUUGACUUAAUUAAGCUUGCUUGUUUUAGACGACCAAAUUAUCGGAACAGGAAAGGAUUUAGGAGAGAAGGAUACAUGAUCUAAGUGGGAUUAAAGAAAAAAAUAAAAAUCAGUGCUCGCUUCGGCGGCACAUAUACUGAAGUUGGAACGAUACACAGAAGAUUAGCAUGGCCCCUGCGCAAGGAUGACACGCAAAUUCGUGAAGCGUUCCAUAUUUUUACGAAAAAAAUUAAAAAAUUAAAAAAAAAAAAAAAUCAGUGAAACUUACUCAGAAGGUGCUUUUCAGAACAACCACUGUUGUAGUUCUCAACGUUCUAUUCUGCCAAAAGAAGCUGGGAUUGCUGUAGGACAAGCAAGUGUGUGUGGAGGAAGGGGGUUGCUGAAUAUCAACAAUGAGUUUGAAAAAGUGUCCUUGUAGAUUUCAUUGUAUAAUGUGUAUUUCUUAGGAGAUGACUUGUUCUAAGCUAAGAGGUGACAUUUCAUGUUUUCAAAACCAAAAUGUUCAAUCUGUAUUAAUCUCUUUCCCGUACUAUAUGUAGAGGCUAUUUUUACAUCAUUAAAAUUUUAGAUGUCUGUUUUCAUA